UUUUGUUUAAAAUAGUUUAGUUGUCCAGUGGUAAAUGAGUUGUACAAAACAUAUCAAGGGUGUCUGCAGUCCCCUUCAAGUAUUUCUAUGUCAAUGCAGGUGACGAAAAUUGUUUCAAAACAUCGACCAAGGUAUAGACAAGCACGCAUUGUCUUUCCAUUGCUUCUUCCAGUGUUAUUUGGUAUCGCAUCACUACAUCCAAUUGCUACUGUGCUUACUCUUCUUUUAUGUUUGAUCGUAUGUUUCAAUGUCGUUAUUGUAGUCGCUCCACCCACAUGUCCCUCAGAAGAUACAUUCCUUUUCUACAGAUCGUCUGAUAGGUAUGACGGGUUUCUAAGUGAUACUAAUGUGAUUUACAAAUGUUCAGUUACUACUCUUUUGUUAUGGUAUUUCACAAUGCUUAUACCUGUAAAUUUGGAGAAUAAGCUACUCUAUAGAGAAAUAAUAAUGUACAAUAUUCUCGUUGUGGUUUGCUUACAUCUUGUGCAAAUUAUACGAAAUAUACAUACACACAGUCUUCACCAUACAAUGCUGUCAAGUUAGUUUGCUUUUGUUUGUAAUUUGUUAGUUAGGUAGAUUUAGCUGUAGGAAGUUUUCUUUGGCAUAUAUUUGUGACCCUCAAGGAGUUUUAGUGUUACCAAUGAAGCAGGUAAUAUGGAGUACAAAUCUGUGACCAUUCGGUUAAAAUCUGGACAUUAAAACCACCUCUAAUUUUUAGCCGUAGUUGAUGUGUAAACAGAGUAUCUAUGUAAUCCGGUGGUCAACCAAGGCAUGCUAUUCUAACUUGUCCACACUAAGUAGAAUAUUAGUAUAGGUCGGAAGUUAUACGCUGACUAAAUGAAAACCGCUAACGACUGAACUAAACAGUGUGAAUAGAGAUAAACAAUACUUAGACACAUUAUCAUCUGUUGAUACAAGUCAUCUAAAUUUCGUGUAUACGUGCGUGGCUUACAUUGAGACCAAUACACGAAAUUUAUUGACAACGAAAGGCUACUUACCUAAAGUGAUCGCCUUCAGAGGUUUUAGGAAAUGCAACGUAGUCCUGGUAAGUGUAAAAGACUAAAGGAAUCUAGAAACCUCAGUCGUAAUGAGGCAUCGUUGAGAAGGCUCUCCUUCCAGCAUCGAAAUCCAUUGUAAAACGAAUCGACCUAAAUAAAUAGCUACGUUAACCCAAAUAUUUCGGAUUAAUUCAAAUGUUAUAUACACUGAUGGGUUUUAAUGGAGUUACACCUUGACAAUCUAUGUACAGACGUCGAAAUUUUGGGAUCAUUACGUUGGCUAUAAUUACGUGAGAUCCGUCAUGGGUUGAUAUGCUCUAAAAUUUGAUUUUUGUUCUGUAAUUUUUAUACGAAAAAUUCCCUUACAAAAGAAUGUUUCUGUUACGUCAAAUAUUUGUUAUUAGAUUCCCAAUAUCUUGGAAAUAAACCAGAGAAAAAUGGAAGUAAGCUCACUGUAUUUGGGUUAUGGAAACACACUGUAUGUAUAUUUCGUGAUACUAAUGUGAGUGACGUUUGCUUUUUCCCAUUGGCAUAGUUCAAAGGUCGUCAGUUAAAUUUUUUAAAAGUAGAAACCGCAAAACCACCAUUUUAUGUUCUGGGAGUAGCUGGUUAGCAAAUAUUAAAAGCUUCAGUGCAACACACGAGUCUCUAUACAUGAGCGUAUAUGAAACGCAUACAUAAUAUCAUCUAUAUGUAUACAUAGAAAGUAACCAAACGCUUAGAAAAAUUAUAUGACCCAAGUUGAAAAUCAAAUCGUUUAGCAAAUAUUUCACCUCAAUUACAUUGCGGAACCAUUUACCAUUGAUUUAUUUUGUGUAGUAUACACAUGUUUUUGCACGGACAAGUAAAGUGAUCAGGUCAAAUUGAUUGGGGUUAGUCGUCACCUAAGAAUUAAAAUUUUCAAGCUUCACGAGAUCACUAAUUUAAUCUACAGAGGUUAUGUUAAAAAACGUAGUCAAAAACCUCAAUUACUUGAUAUUAUGAUGAAAACACGCUGUUUCAGGUGACAGAUAUCUUACCAGUUGCUGAAUUUCAUGGUUAGAAUUUCUGAGUGGCGGCGCUGUCCACUAGGUUAUCACACCCUAAAUUCCCUAUCGUGAGAACCCAUACGGCGUGCAUUUUUUCUCACUUAAAUGAUAUUCAUUUCUCCAGUUUGGAUGUUGAAUCAUAUGUUCAAACCUAAUCAUUUGUGAUAUCACUAAUUGCUAAGUGAAUAACACUGCCGCUUUAACAUCACUUCAAUAUAGAAAUCGAUGAAUUGUUUAAAUGGCCUUCACUUCAUGACAUACAGUUUUGUUAUCUGAUGUACUCACUCAUACAUCAACCAUACUAGAAGUAUUUGCAAACCUACACCUCACUUGUAUUCCAUGCCUAUCAACCUGAAUAUGAGGCACUACCGCAUAACAUAAACUGGGGUUAUUCACAUCGUAUGUUAACCUAAGAACUAAAUCUUGUGGAGGAGUAUAUAUGCAACAAUCAGAUACCAGUCCUCGAAGUUACUUUCGAGUUGGCCCAAAGUAAGUAAAAAAAAUCCAUUGUUAAUAAAGAAAUGAUACAAUUUGUCACAUUUCGCGAUUCAAUCCAAAUCUGUUUAACACUGACUCUUGAAACCCGUACACUUUGUGCACUACGAAAAAUUAUCUGAAGAGUUGUGCAUUAAAUUUAUUUAAUGAAAUCCUUUUGCUUUUAUCGUUUAUAUAUCUCAAGAAACAAAAUUUCGAAGGAGAUUGGUAUUUUUCGUGUAUGAAUAUAUUUGUCAGCAAGUCUAAUCGUGCUUGGUCCAUCGUUUUACUGACUGUUUGUGUUACGCUCACUUUCUACUCUACUAAUUUAGCCCUCACAUCUGUGUGCACACCAAAAAUAUACUUCGAUUGGUUUUUACUUCCACAUGAUUGCACCUUCAUUUAUGAUGUUUAUAGCAGAGCCUGGGUAUUCGUAACAGGAUUAUUUUGGUUAAUGACAUCUGUUAUACCUAUAAGUUUUCUUUUCCAUGAACUUGCUGUCUAUAUACGGCGCCGUUCAAAAAACUGGUAGAAUUUCUUAACCGUUUAGUUAAUUAACAUCUUAUAUUUUGAAUUAUUACCCAAAGUUUUAUAACUGAAGUUCUGUGAUAUCAAUUUUUUUCCAUAGUGAUUACCACAAAUUUCACAUAGUGGCCUAAAUAUAUAAUGAAUACGAUACCAAUGUUUUUUGAGUUUCACGUCCAGCGGUUAAAAUGUUGAAAAUGCUUAGUAGUUGUUUAAUGAAUUAGUGAGUUAUUGUUUAGCAAUAGAUAAUAUACUUGGGGAGUAUAUGUCUACUCCUAAAGUUCUUAGAUCCUUAAAAUACUAUACAUCCACCUUCGAAGUUAUCAGUGAAAUUAUUCCAAUAAAGCACUUUUUAGAAGGAUAUGAUAUUUAAAAUUAACCCAACAUUUAUUCUCUUUAUAGAUCUCGUACUUAUUAAUUCGCUUUCGAAUGCUUUAAGUCUUUCUGCCAAGUAUGUGGAAAAAGUAAACUUGAACGACUUGAAAAUACAAGCGCACGUUAAUUUCAUUGUCACUGGUUUGGCGUCACAUCCAUCAAUAAAAAUGGUACUUGACAAAAAUGCAAAGUUGCAUUUGAAUAAAUCCAGAUUCUCCACAUGCUAAGAUGAGUAGUAAGUCAAAAUACAUCAUACGAAAAAUAUAUGGAUGUUCAACCAAAGUGCCUUCAAACUGCUUUGUUGAGUAGUUAACUGGAAACCUCACCAUCGAUAUCUAUUACUUUCCCAUAUUCUCGCUAAAGGAGAUUCUGUCCAGAAUAAUUAACCAUGUUCUGAAUCACCAGAUGCUUUUCCUUAGAAAUUUAAAAGUAAUACUUGGUGAGCAGCGCUGACGGUAGUGAGACUAUAAUUUAUGGACGACUUCGAGCGACGCUAAAAAGACCUUGAGAGUGUCCACGUACAUAUUACGUCCAAAUCAGUGUUAUAAGCCAGUAUGGGGAAUUACGAUUAGUAUUUACAGUUGAUAGUUAGGGUUAGGAAUUAGAUUGAACUUUUCAUCACGAACUGACAUCAGCUAUAAUCCCGAAACUUUAGCCACAUAAAUAAAUUAAUUUUGCGCCAAAAUUUAAGACCUGUUAUCGUAAGUCUGAUUCAUCCGUCCAUAAAUUAUAGUCUCGUCCUGAUGGUCUGUUGUCUAAAACGUUUCCAAUGAUGACCGAAUGGUAGAGACAAUUAGCCACUGAAUAGCUGCAUGGCAUAAUUAGUAACUCCAUCAUGGAUUACUCCUAAUGGUUUGAUCUAAUAUUAAGGAAAACUACCCAAGAAUUUUAUGCCACAUGUCAGUGAGUAAAUCAUAUGGAAUACAAACUUGAAAAUCAAACGAUAAUUAUAAAAUAAUGUCACUAAGAAUACAAAAGAUUACUUGCAGGAAUAAAAAUAUAAUCCUUUUAGUGGCAAAUAAUACAAAACUCGAUUAAUUUAGUGUAUUGGGACUGGUCUGCUGACAGUUUUACACUGGUGAGCGUUCAGUAAGUAGGAUUUUUUCUCAAAGGCGAACCAUACUAUUGAUACAGCAUCAUUUGAAUAGUGCUUCAUUAAGUACUUAUUUUUUACAGCUUGAUUUACCUUCAGUAGUGGUACGGGUUAGCGCAAUAUAAUAUGCAUUAGUUGGACCUUCCUGAGUAUCAUGGAAACCCAAUGGCCCAAGAUCGCAAUCAGCACACGUUAGGUAACGAAAUGUGCUUACGCUGUUUGUAAAUCCAACAUUUUCAAAUGCGUACAUAUCGUUAACACACCAAAAUUCUUCAGUUAGUUCCGUAGGGAAUUCUUUGGAGGGAUUAGAUAGUUCCGAUUUUUUAGCAAAUACGGGCAAGUUGUGCUAAAAAGAACAGGAGAAUACUUCCUUAUUCAUACUGUUCCAAGAAUAGACGUAGUGUUUCUUUGCUGAAUGUGAACUGAGUAUUAAACAGAAAAUUUAAAAUUUAUUGACUCGAAAUGUCAUUCUAUUUGUUGCACAGAAUGGUGUUAGGAAUUGGUCCCUUUAUUGACGUUGAAAACCAACAGCGGGACAGCAGUUAUCUCUACUUGAUAUAAGCUAGGAAUAUUAUAAUGCGGUUAACAAAGCAUCUGGGAGCUUGUUAGAAAAGUGUGGUUGCUAAGUGUCAACACCCUGGGAUUUUUAUAUUUUGUCACAAACGCGAUGUUAGCAGAUGAUGGAAUUUUUACAAUAAAAAGUAGUACAGUGACAAAAUACUAAAGCAGUUGAUGUGACAACCAAGAUUGUCUAUUGACACUCUGACCUGCUUUUUUCGUAGAAUGAAUAAGAAAUUUUAUUAAAUGAACAAAAAUUGAGGGUGCAACUAAGCUAUGCAUUCUGUAGGUUUAGUUGGCUUAUAUAUUUUUGACAAUCACUAAUGCACUUUGACAAAUUAUGUCCAACCUGUUAUAUUUGUUUCGUACCAGUGCAACUUAGUGUUAAAUUGAAUGAGGUAAUCAACUAACAAUACAUUUUACGCAAAAUAUUUGAAUCACACAGAGACCAGAGUUCGUGUGUACCCAAAUAUCGCUACAACAGAAUAAAAGUGUGAGGUUCCCCCUACCAACACACACACUGGGCAACUAGUUGUUAGCGGGAAAUAGACUGGAUUAAAGCAUGCUCAAUGCACGAUUGCUUUGGUGCAUGCUGAUUGGCCAAUUCUUAUCCACUCAACGCUAGUUGAUAGUUGGAGAAUACUCUGGAAUCUUCUCAUGUAAAAACUAUAAAUAUACUAACGUUUUCUCUAUUAUGCUUUUUACUUGCUUCUUGCUUCCAUCUAACCUUGUUAUUUGGAAUAUAAUCUCUUUGCUGUUC
Schistosoma bovis is the source of this 5811-nucleotide messenger RNA. The record is from the annotation of a GenBank genome assembly. Lineage: Eukaryota; Metazoa; Platyhelminthes; Trematoda; Strigeidida; Schistosomatidae.